AACCUAAUGAGAGAGUGCACAAAAUGCAGCGUCAGCUGAGCAAUGUUAGUGUAGGAUCCUAUCAGGACUACCAACCUAGUAGACGAUACGGGCCGCAGUAUGAGCCGGGCGGCUACGCGACCGCAGUGCAGCAGCGUACCAACAUGACGCAGCGGGAGGACACCCUCAAGUUCGAGCAAGGUCGCAUCAAGGCGCUCCAGGAUGAGCGCAUGUACAUACAGAAGAAGACCUUCACGAAAUGGAUCAACUCGUUUCUGCAGAAGGCUCGUAUGGAGGUGGAGGACCUGUUCGUGGACCUCGCAGACGGCCGUCGGCUGCUCAAACUCCUCGAGAUCAUCAGCGGCGAGAGGCUCCCCAGGCCCAACACGGGCCGCAUGAGGGUCCACAAGAUUGAAAAUGUCAACAAGAGUCUGAGCUUUUUACAUACGAAGGUGCGCCUGGAGUCAAUCGGCGCUGAGGAUAUAGUGGACGGGAAUCCUCGCCUCAUCCUCGGCCUCAUCUGGACCAUCAUCCUGCGGUUCCAGAUCCAAGAAAUCGAGAUAGACGUUGAUGAAGAAAAUGAAUCAUCAGAAAAGAAGUCAGCCAAGGAUGCCCUGCUGCUGUGGUGUCAGCGGAAGACCAGCGGGUACCACGGCGUUAACAUCCACAACUUCACAGACUCCUGGAGAUCUGGUCUCGGGUUCAAUGCUCUUAUUCACGCUCAUAGACCAGACCUGUUCCGGUGGGCGGAAGUGCCUGCUGAGGAUCACGUGGAAACCCUGAACCAUGCUUUCGACGUGGCACACAAACAUUUGGGCAUCCCUAAACUCCUCGACGCUGAGGACGUGGACACGACUCGUCCGGACGAGAAGUCUGUAAUGACUUACGUAGCUAGCUACUACCACACGUUCGCAAGGAUGAAGAAUGAACAGAAGAGCGGCCGGAGAAUCGCCAACAUCAUCGGCCAGCUCAAGGACUGCGACGACCGUAAAACAGAGUACAGCAGGCUGGUAUCAGCCCUACUGGAAUGGAUCCGGCUCAAGAUACAGGAGCUGAACGGCAGAGAGCUGCCCAACUCGCUGGACGGCAUCCAGCGGUUGUUGCUGGCGUUCAAACAGUACAGGACGGUGGAGAAACCGCCCAAAUACAAGGAGCGUUCAGAGAUCGAAGCCCUAUACUUCCAUAUCAACACGAUGCAGAAGAGCCUCAUCGGGGAAGCGUGGGCGCCGCUCGAGGGACAGCUGCCCCAGGACCUAGAGAGGGCCUGGCAGCAGCUGGAACAGGCGGAGCACGCGCGUGAGCUGGCGCUACGUACGGAACUGCUGCGGCAACAAAGGCUUGAACAACUCAACUACAAAUUUAAUACCAAGUCGGUGCUGAGGAAAGGUUACCUGAAGGAGAUGGUGCUGGUGCUGUCAGACCCUCGUUACGGGUCCAACCUGGCGCAGGUGGACGCCACAGUAAAGAAGCACGAGGCUAUAUCUGCAGACAUCCUCGCCAGGACGGAGCGCUUCGACGACCUGUCAGCGAUGGCAGCGGAACUGGUCCGCGAGAACUACCACGGCGCUGAGGCUGUCUCCCGCACGGAGCAGGCGGUGCUGCAGCGCUGGCGCGAGCUGCUGGAACUGCUGGAGAGGCACCGGACCUCGCUGGCGAGGCUGGCGCAUUUGAUGGCGUUGUUACGAGAAGCUGAUACAGUAGGGCAGACGCUUAUGGAAAUGAAGGCGCAGUUCCAAUCGGAGGAAGUGGGUCGUCACCUAGUAGACGUGGAGCGGCUGCUGCAAGCUCACGCGCUCCAGGAGCUGCAGCUCGGAGCCCUGGACGAGAGCAUCCGCAGACUUGUCCGGCAGGGGGCCGCCGCCGAAGGUCCCCCUCAACCCAAGCAGCAGCUCACACAGCAACUGUCGCAACUCGAAGAUGCUUACGACAGUCUUCUGGCCGCUGCCAAGGAUCGCAAAGCAAGACUAGAAGAUGCUAGGAACCUCUAUCAGUUCCUAGAGGAUCAUGACGAGGAAGAAGGUUGGGUGACGGAGAAGCAGCGUAUAUGCCGCGCAGACGUGGCGGCCAAGGAUCUGCGCGGAGUGAUGGCUCUGCGUCAGAAGCAUACAGCGCUGCUGCACGAGCUGAAGGCCCGCGACCACGUCUCGCAGCGGCACAGGGCCAAGGGACACAGCUUGAUAGACGCAAAGCAUCCGAAGAGUGCAGAGAUAGAGCGCCGGCUCUCGUCCCUGAACCAGCAGUGGGAGGCUCUGAGGGAGCUAGCAGCCGCCAGGGAGAAGCAGCUGGCAGACGCUGCCGAAGCUCACCAGUUCUACGGCGACGCCAACGAAGCGGAGUCGUGGAUGAAGGAGAAGCGACCCCUGGUGGCCACCGACGACGUCGGCCGGGACGCCCCCGCCGCCGCCGCGCUGCUGGCCCGGCAGCGAGCCCUGCACGACGACAUCCGCGCCUACAGCGGCGAGCUGCGGGCGCUGUCCACGCAUGCGGCCCGCCUGCUGGCCGCCGGCAUCCACCAGCUGCAGCUACCAACGGAGGUGGAUGCGACCUCGAACCUGGAAGAAGAGGAAUGGGUGAACGAGUCUCGGCUGGUGCCCACCGACGUGUGGGAAGAGGAGCCGGUCGAGAGACUGGAGCACAGGACUGUCACAGAGGAGAGGAGUGUACCACAGGUCAAAGCUCUCUACGCGUUUACGGGGCAAGGCAUAUCGAUACAGAAAGGAGAGGUGAUGUUCCUCAUAAACAAAACCAACCCGGACUGGUGGUCAGUGAGGAAGGCAGACCGCACCGACGGGUUCGUGCCCGCAAACUACGUGCGCGAGAUCGAACCCAGACUAGUGCCGGUGCAAGUGCGGCGUCCAGAGAAGGUCAAGACCAUUCAGAGGGUGAAGAAGACAGUGCUGGUGAAGCAGGUGGUACCCGUCAAGCGGACCAAACCGACGGCGAGGCGAGCCUCCAAGGCUACCAUCGCUCCACAACGCGCCGCCAGCGUCGACACCAGAAUGGCUGAUAUACAGAAGGAUUAUGAUGAACUGCUCUCCCUGUCUGCCAACCGGCGCGCUCAGCUCGAAGACGCCAUCAAGCUGUACAGCUUCUUUGCGGAGUGCGAUGACUUCGACAAGUGGGUGCGAGAUAAGGAGAAGAUGCUGCGAGCUGAUGAUGCGGAGGAUAGCGUCGAUACCGCUAAGAGGAAGUAUGAGAAAUUCGUGACGGAUCUAUCUGCGGCCUCCAAACGUCUGGAACACAUUGAUGCUGCAGCCGAAGAGCUGGUGGCGGCUAAACAUGGCCAAGCGGCCAAAGCUACCGCCAGGAGGCAGCAGUUACGCCAACAGUGGGACCGCCUCCUGCGGCUCAAAGAACAGAAGGAAAAGAACCUGGAAGGCGCCUCAAGCGUGGAACUCUUCAGUCGUACUUGCGACGAGGCCCUCGACUGGAUGGCAGAGAAGGAACAGCAGCUCGCAGCCAGUACAGACCCAGCUGCAGACCUUCGGACGGUGAGGGCGCUGCAGCGGCGGCACGCGCAGCUGGAAAGAGAACUGGAGCCGCUGAAGGAGAAGGUCAACACGGUGAACCUGCUAGCCGAUUCCGUCAAGUCGCAGUACCCUAACGAGAGAAGCAACGUGGAAGGUCGCCAGCGGGAGAUACAGCAGAUGUGGGACAGGUGUCAGGCACAAGCCGCCGAGAGAAGGAACCGGCUGGAGAGCGCCGUCGGACACCAGAUCUUCGGGAACAGCGCCACGCAGCUGCAGGAUUGGCUCCAGACUGCCAACGCUCAGCUGGCGCAGGAGGCAACCGCCAAGGACGUGGCCACUGCGGAGGCUCUCCACAAACAGCACCAGGAGUUGCUGGACGACAUCAAAACGCACAACGACGAGUUUAAAGAGGUGAUUGCUCUCGGUCAGCAACUUCUCGCCAACAAUCCCGCACUGACAGAUGUUGCGGAGAAGAUCAAGCUGCUGCAAGAUGAGCAGAAGGCACUCGACAAAGCCUGGGAGGAGAAAGAGGCGUACUUGAAGCAGCUGGUACAACUGCAAUGUUUCAAUAGAGAGGCCGACCAAAUAGAUGCCACCAGCGGCGCCCACGAAGCUUACUUGGAGUACAAGGAGUGUGGGUCGUCGGUGGACGAGGCGGAGGCGCUGCUGAAGCGUCACGAGGAGCUGGAGGCGCGGCUGGCCGCGCAGGAUGAACGACUCGCUGCUUUCCAGACGCGCGCACAGGACCUCGAGCGGAUCCCGCACUACGCCAACCAACAUAUCGCAUCUCGCCGCGCAGCAGCUGCAACUCGUCGGGAUGACGUGCGAUCUGCCGCUGCAGCUCGCCGUAGACACCUGCAGGCUGGACUUGCUCAUCAUCAGUUCGUAGCGGCCGCAGAGGAGCUGCAGGGCUGGAUCGACGACAAAACCAGAACAGCUAAAGACCAGAGUUACAGGGAUCUUGCCAAUUUGGAACGCAAGCUGCAGAAGCACGAGGCCUUCGAGAGGGAGCUUCAAGCCAACGAGAAGCAGCUCAGGAAUGUGGAGAGUAUCGGACAGUCGCUGCAGCAGGCGGACCCCUCGCGUGCUGAGGAGGUGGCGGCGCGGCUGCGGGCGCUGCGGGACGCCUGGGAGCGGCUGGUGGCAGCCUCCCGCGACAAGGGCAGCAAGCUGCGACAGGCCGCGCUGCAGCGAGUGCACCGCAGAUCUGUGGAGGACGCGAAGGCCCGCCUGGUGGAGCUGGAGCGCGACCUUCGCAGCGAGGAGGUCGGUACCGACCUCAGGAGCUGCCGGCGACUCCUCAACCAACAUCAGCUGUUAGAACAAGAGCUGGCGUCCUGGGACCAGAAGGGGCACAGCCUGGCGGCGCAGGGCGCUGACCUGGUCUCCGAUGGCCACUUCGACGCUCCAGCCAUUGAGAAGGAGUCCACGGUGCUGCUUCAAGCUGUUCAAGCGAUGCAGCCGAGAAUAGACAAGCGGAGACAGGCUCUCGAGAGUAGUCUACAACUACACAAAUUCGCGGCCGAGGUGGCCGGUGAACUGGACUGGCUAUCGGAACGUAAGGCGGCCGCCUCCUCGGAGGCCAUGCCGGGCGACCUCCACGCGGCGCAGUCAGCGCAGAAGAAGCACAGCAAGCUGCGCAACGAGCUGCUCGGACGGAGACCGCUCAUAGAACGAGUCAUCGCACAGGGCAGGGCCUUAAUUGAGGAGAAGCAUCCUCAGGCUCAGAAGAUCGAAAGUCAUUGCAAGGAGUUGGAACAAGCGUACUCCGAAGUAUCGGAUGCAGCUGAAGCCCGCGCGCAACGCCUGGAGGCGGCGCUGAAAGCGCAGCAGUUCCUCCACGAGGCGCUGGAGGUAGACUCCUGGCUCGCAGACAAGGCUGCGGCCCUGAAUUCGGCUGAUGUGGGCCACGACAGGCACAGAGCUACACAGCUACUUACCAGACAUAAGGCGGUGGAGUUGGAACUGGACACGUACGCGGCUAUAAUAUCUGAGAUGGGCCACGUGGCGAGCUCGAUGGCCAACAGCGGACACCCCGAGGGCCCGGCGCUGCUGCAGCGCCACGAGCUGCUCGCCGGCAGCCUCGCGCGCCUGCAGAGACUCGCCGCGCUCCGGCAGAGGGCGCUCGUAGAGAGCGUCUGCAGACAUGAAUAUAUAGCGGAGAGCGCUGAGCUGGAAACCUGGAUUCAGGAGCAGUACGCGGCAGCCUCCAGCGAGGACUUCGGCCAGGACUACGAACACCUUCUGAUCCUCACAUCAAAGUUCGAGGAGCUCCGCCACCGUGUGGAGAGCGGCGCUGAACGAUUCAACCAGUGCGAGGAGCUCGCCAAGAAGCUGCUCGCCUCCGAGAGCCCCUACAUCGAGGACAUUGAGAAGCAGCAGGAGGCACUCGGGUCGCACUGGCAGCGGCUGGUGGAGCAGCUGGCCGCGCGCGGAGCCCGACUGGCUGCUGCAGGCGAGAUCCACAGGUUCCACCGCGACGCGGGUGAGCUGCGGGCACGUGCUGCAGCCAAGCGCGCGCAGCUUGCACGUGCAGCUCGCCCGAGGGAUCUGCCGCAUGCGACCGCACUGCUGCGUGACCACGGCAAAGCUGAGGCCGAGCUGUUAGCCGUUGAUGCUCAGCUGCAGGUGCUACAAGAAGAAGGGACACGACUCCAGAAACUGUACCCUGGUGGGAACGUACAGCAGAUCACGCUGCAGCAGGAGGCGUUGGCGGAGGCCUGGACGUCGCUCCGAGCCGCUGCCGACGAGAGGAAGCACGAGCUGCAACAGCAUUUGGAGCUGCAUCAGUUCCUUACACAAGUGCGCGACCUGAGCACGUGGGCGGCGGGCAUGCGCGCGCAGGCGGCGGGCGGGGCGCGCGUGGCGGCCGCGCACGCGCACGCCGCGCGCGCCGACCACGACGCCGCGCGCGCCGAGCUCGACGCGCGCGAGGACUCCUUCAGGGACGCGCUGCACCACGGCCACCAGCUCGUGCGGGCCGGACAUCCCGCCGCGCAGGAGAUUCAGGAGAAGUGCGAGGCGCUGUUGGAGGAGCGUGGGAAGCUGCAGGCGGCGUGGGCGUCGCGUCUGGUGUCUCUGGACCAGCUCAUAGACCUGCACUGCUUCCUGCGGGACGCCAACCAGCUCCACGACCUGUGCGCCACCCAGGAGGCCACCCUCAGCACAGAAAUAUCACCACAGAGCAGUGUAGAGGAAGUGGACAACCAUCUGAAGAAGCACGAGGCAUUCGAGAAGCUUCUCGCCACGCAGGAUGAGAAGCUGGUAACGCUGAACACCCACGGCGCGAAACUACUGGAACAGAACCACGUGGAGAGUCAGCAUAUUGCUGAUGAGCUCCAGAAGAUCAAUGAAAGAAGGAAGAAGGUGCACUCGCUGUCGUCCCGGCGCCGCUCGCAGCUGGUGCGUCUGUCUGCGCGCGCGCAGUUCGCGCGGGACGCGGCCGAGGCCCGGGGAUGGGUGGCCGACAAGCUGGCCAAGCUCAACGCGGACCAGCACCUCGGUGAAGUAACGAACUUGGACGAUAAAAUCAAGAAACUACAGAAACACCAAGCUUUCACCGCCGAGCUGGCGGCCAACAGAGCAAGACUCGACGAGAUCAAAGCGCUGGCUGACCAGCUCAAGCCUGACGAAGAGGUGGAACAGCAACUCGCUGCACUGCAGAGUGACUGGAGGCUACUGGAGCAGGCGACCGAACAAAGAGGUCGCGGUUUGGAAGAAGCUCAAGACAUCCUGGAGUUCAACCAACAGCUGGAUAAGAUAGAGGCCUGGAUAAGAGACAAGGAGAUGAUGGUGCAAGCGCACGAGUUGGGCCGUGACUACGAGCACUGCAGCGCGCUUCUGCGCAAGCUGGACGACCUGGACAGCGACAUGAAGGUGGACGACAAACACGUUAAGAUCAUAUGCGCCCUCGCUGACAAGCUGCUUGACCAGGGUCCGACACAGCAGGCUGAUGCGGUAUCAGACCGCCGAGCAGCCUUCUUACAGAAGUGGAGGGCCCUCAGCGGAGCCCUACAGCAGUACAGAGACAAUCUUUCAGCGGCUCUAGAAAUACACUCAUUCAACAGAGACGUGGAGGACACGGAGGAGCGUAUCGCGAAGAAGGCGGCGCUGUUCAGCAGCUCGGAGCGCGGCCGCGAGCUGAGUGCGGCGCACGAGCUGCAGCGGCGGCACGAGGCGCGCGUCGCCGAGGCGCAGGCCGUGCGCGACAAGAUCCGCGCGCUCCACGCCGAGGGGCAGGCCCUAGCGCGCAGCCACCCGGAGCAUGCGGAACAUAUCGACAAGUCUCUGAAAGGCUUGCAAGACGGCUGGGACAAGCUGCAACAGCUGGCGGCGCAGCGGACUGCACUGCUUGAUGAAGCCAUUGCGGAACACAAGUUCGAUGACAGCCUCAAGGAGCUGGAGGUGUGGGUGUCGGAGACUGUGAAGCGGAUGGACGAGAGCGAGCCGCCCGAGAGCGUCGCCGACGCGGAGGCGCUGCUGGAGACGCACCACGAGCGAAAGGCGGAGAUAGACGGGCGUCAAAAGGCGAUAGCAUCUCUCCAGAAGGAAGCACCAAUAGCACAAGCCCCGGAGAAGUUGAAGCGAGUGGAGAACCUCUCCGCCACAUUGGACAAAGCCUGGCUGCAGAGGAAGCAGUACCUCACACAGGCUCACCAACUGCAGCUGCUGAAGGACCAGGCAAGGCAGACGGAGGACUGGCUCGCAGCCAAGGAAGCCUUCCUCAACAACGACGACCUUGGAGAGGACCUGGACGCCGUGGAGACGCUGAUCCGUAAGCACGUGGAGUUCGCCAAGUUGCUGGACAGCCAGCUGGGUCGAGUGGACGAGCUGGAGAAGUUCGCAGUCGGGAUGCUGCAGGACGGGCACUACGACAGACCCUACAUCCAGCGCAGAGUCGCAGACAUCCUCGCCAGGAGAGACAAACUCAAGGAGUCGUGUACGCAUCGCGGCGAGAUGCUGGAGCAGUCUCGACAGCUGCACCAGUUCCUGCGCAACCUGAACCAUGAGAGAGAGUGGAUAGCACUGAAAAUGCAAAUGGCGAAUGAUCAGAACUACAGAGAAUUAUCGAACCUACAAAGUAAAAUCCAGAAGCAUGCGGCUUUUGAGGCUGAGCUGGCGGCCAGCGAGGGACGCAUCAAUGACGUCACCAACAACGGCGAAGACCUUUGCACCAAAGGACAUUAUGCAGGGGAAGAAUUGUUGCGCCACGUCGACGACUUGGAGAAACUGUGGCGAGAACUACUAGUAGCAUCAAAACUCAAGAAUGAACGACUCCAAGAGGCGUACCAGGCGCGCGUGUACUUACGUGGCUUGGAUGACUUCACCACGUGGCUGGACGAUGUCGAAUCACAACUCCUCAGUGAAGAUCACGGCAAAGACCUAGCGUCGGUGACGGCGCUGCUGAAGAGACACAGCAGACUGGAGCAGCAGGUGUCCAGCAAGAGCGACGUCGCCACGCAGCUGGCUGACAACGCGCGCCAGCUCGCAGACAGCAAGCACUUCAUGGCCGACGAGAUACUGGAGAAGGCAGACGACGCUGUCAAACGGUACCGUCAACUGCAAGAACCGAUGCAGAACAGAAGAGACAACCUCGAGGAUGCCGCUCUCCUGCACCGCUGGGAGAGAGACGCGGACGAGGAGAUGACAUGGUUACGCGAGCGUGCAGCUGCUGCUGGGUCCUCAGAACUUGGCGCCACCCUGGCCGAUGCUCAGGGUCUGCUGAAGAAGCACCUAGCACUCGAAGCGGAGAUUAUUGCCAGGGAACCAACAAUCAGCGGAUUGAUCGGACGAGCCAACCAGCUGUCUCGGCGCGGUCACUUCGCUGCUGCAGAGCUGGACGGCCGCGCUCGAGAGCUGGCUGCAGCGCUGCGCUCGCUGGUGGACGCGGCCGCCGUCAGGACCACCAGGCUGCGCGAGCGCUGCGACCUGCUGCAGCUGACGGGCGAGAUGUCGGAGGCGGAGGCGUGGCUGGUGGAGCGGCGGCCGGCGCUGGUGUCUGCGGAGGUGGGCCGCGACGAGGACUCGGUGGCGUCGCUGUGGCGGCGGCUGGCCGCGCUGCAGCGGGAGCUCGCCGGGUUCGACGCCGUCUACGGCCGCCUGGACAAGGCCGCCACCGCGCUGCUGGAGCGGAACACACCAGAUAAAGAGGUGAUCAGCGAGCGUCUGGCCGAGCUGAAGAACAGGUACGAGGAGAUGAAGCUCCUCUCAGCCAAGCGUCAGCAGCGACUGCAGCAGAGCCUCAAGUACUUCAAGUUCGUGCAGGAGUGCGAGGAGGUGCACGAGUGGAUCGGCGAGCAGAUGGCGGUGGCUGCCAGCGAGGACUACGGCCUCGACGUGGAGCACGUGGAGACACUGCAGCAGGCCUUUGACAACUUCUACGCGCAGCUACAAGCGAGCGAGGGCCGCAUCGAGGCGGUGUGCGAGGGGGGCGCGGCGCUGCUGGAGGAGAACGCCCCCGAGGGGGACCGCGUGCGGCAGCGGGUCGACGACCUCCGCGGACUCUGGGACGACCUCCGGGAACUCGCGCUCGCCCGCCAGGAGGCGCUGGCGGGCGCACGCAGCGUACACAAGUUCGACCGCGCGGCGGAGGAGACGGCGGCGUGGGUCGCGGACAAGGAGGCGGCGUGGCGCGCCGACGGGCCCGCGCCGCUGCUGGCGCCGCGCGCGCUGCACGCGCACACGCGCCGCCUGCACGCGCUGCGGGCCGACCUCACCGCCAUCGGCCGCGCGCACCAACACCUGCACCAGGAGGCCGCCAGAUUGGGCGAGGCAUACCCUGACGCUAAAGAGCAUGUGACAGCAAAACUAGAGGAUGUAACUGAAGCUAUAGAGGCGCUGACACAGCGCGCAGACCAGGCCGGCCAGCAGCUGGAGCUGGCGGAACAGCUGCAGGCGUACUUCGGGACUUACCAGGAGUUGCUCGCGUGGACCAACGAGAUGCUGGCUCGCGUGACUGCGGGCGAGCUUGCUCGGGACGUCGCGGGCGGAGAACGGCUCCUAGCACGACACAACGACCUCCAUGUAGAGAUCCUCGCCAAGGACGACGCCUUCCGGACGCUGUACGCGGACGGUGAGAAGCUGGUCCGCGAAGGUCACUUCAUGUCAGCGGAGAUCGAAGAACGCAUGUCAGUUCUCCGAUCACGACGGCAGGCGCUCGACUCGGCCUGGUCUGCUCGGGCCACCAUCUACGAACAGCACCUGGACGCGCUCGUCUUCAAGAGGGACGCUGACGCACUUGACGCCUGGAUCACCAACAGGGUGCCAUUGGUCCGCGACGGCAAGUUCGGAGACAGCGUCUCCCAGGUGGAGGAACUCAUUAACAAGCACCGCGACCUCGAAGAGACCAUAGAAUCACAAAAGGACAAGUUCAACGCACUCAAACGGAUCACACUGGUGGAGAAAGCGUUCCAAGCACAGAAGGACGAGGAGGCUGAGGCCCGCAGGAGGUCGGCCGAGCGGCAGGAGGCCGAGCGCCUGGAGCUGGUGCGGCGACGAGAGGUGCAGCGCCUCGCGGACCAGCGCCGCAGGGAGGCGCCCGGACAGCCGCGGGAGGCGGAGACCCCGCAGCCCGCAGCGCAGUCCCCGGCGGCGGCGCAGCCCGAGCGCGCGGCUCGGCAUGACGUCAAACGCGCAGAGAGCAUGAGCGUGAUGAAGACACCGAAACGGACGCCGUCGUUCACAACGCGCCGCCGCACGCAGAGCUUCCGGCGGCAUCGCGCCGACGUCGACAAACUCCCACCCGUGGAGAUCGAAGGGUACUUGGAACGCAAGCAGGAGGCAGGCUGCGGCGGCAAGCGGGCGACCGUGAGGUCGUGGCGCGGGUACUACUCCGUGCUGUGCGGGCAGCUGCUCUGCUUCUUCAAGGAUGAAACAGACUUCGCCAACGCCAAGGCGGCAGCACCGCCUGUGGCUAUGCUCAACGCUCGCUGCGAGAAAGCCAGUGAUUACACAAAACGCGCCAACGUCUUCCGACUGGUGUGUGCUGACGGUGCUGAGUACCUCUUCGCCUGCAGCUCCAAGCAACUGAUGGAGGAGUGGGUGGCCAAGCUGGCCUUCCACGCGCAACUGCCUCCGGAGUUGCAGCUGACGCCGUACACACCAGCUUCCGAGUCUCCAACUGCUGAAUUGAAGAGGCGACUCCAUGAAAAUGCCUCAUCAUCAUCGUCAGCAGCGUCAUCACCGGAGCCUCGUCACAAGCCACGGACACAAGCAGAAAUCUUACAAGAACAUAGAAAUAGUCAGAAGAGAGCGAGUGUCACCCCCGAAAAGAACGAAAGGAAUAUCGAGUCGACGGUGCUUCCAUCAUUGCCGCCCAGAGAGUCGUGGCAUGAAGAAACGACUGAUGUCCUACUCAGGAAUUCAGAACCGGCCGGCGGCUGGGGUCGCUCCCGGUUCUCCAAUGGACGUGAUCUUAGUAUAGAGUUCAUUCGGUCACAGCGAGACGCCGACAGCGGAGCCCCACCGUUACCUCUAUCGGGGCCUCCGGACCGACCCCCAGUUGUGCCAGACCGACCACCGACAUCAGAUCGCGCGCCAGCUCUCCCCGAAAGAGCACCAAUUAAUGAAAGAGGCCACUCCGUCCCCGAAAGAGGGCCAUCCAUCCCUGAAAGGGGCCAGUCAAUCCCCGAAAGGGGCCAGUCAAUCCCCGAAAGAGGGCCAUCCGUCCCCGAAAGGGGCCAGUCUAUCCCCGAACGCUACGACCGUGCCCAACCUGAGAAGCAAUCAGUCACGGCUCUGGUAAACAGCUACCAGCAGAGGAUGACCACCAGUUACCAGGGGAGGGAUGGCAACAGGAACAUACAGUACGAAAGACCCAAUAACAACUGGCAGAAUGUGGAAACGACAUCGCAUUUUUACUCAGCAAGCGAGCUCGCGUACGCCAACAACAGUGGUACGAGGCCCGCCUCCGUUGCAGGUAGCGGGGGAUCUCCGGCGCUGGACCAGAGACCAGCAUCCAGAUCCUCUGGCGAAUCGGAACUGUCCGUGAGCGGAGUUACGAAGGAGAAGAAAGACAAAAAAGGUGUAUUCGGCGGGCUGUUCAGUCGCAAGAAACGGCCACAGAGUCAUAUGUAGAGUCAUAAAGUAUCA
This is a messenger RNA of Achroia grisella, 12539 nucleotides long. It is a transcript of the gene kst, whose product is annotated as spectrin alpha chain, non-erythrocytic 1. Lineage: Eukaryota; Metazoa; Arthropoda; Insecta; Lepidoptera; Pyralidae. Gene Ontology annotation, molecular function: phospholipid binding; actin filament binding. The transcript has 84 exons. The coding region runs from base 24 to 12524 and encodes 4166 amino acids. Gene Ontology annotation, biological process: actin cytoskeleton organization. Gene Ontology annotation, cellular component: plasma membrane; cell projection; cell junction. The record is from RefSeq and is a predicted model, not a curated record.